Pipistrellus nathusii (Nathusius's pipistrelle) is the source of this 1461-nucleotide messenger RNA. The record is from the annotation of a GenBank genome assembly. Lineage: Eukaryota; Metazoa; Chordata; Mammalia; Chiroptera; Vespertilionidae.
AUGGCCGAGGGUCACGCCCAGAAUAAAGCCAAGCUCGUCGCCGAGACCCGCCGAAGGUUCGAAGCCGAGUAUGUGACAGAUAAGCCAGAUAAAUAUGAUCCACGUGAUGUUGAAAGGCUACAACAAGAUGAUAACUGGGUUGAAAGUUACUUAUUUUGGAGACAUGAUGCUGUAGACGAAACAUUGAAGAUGAUCGAUGAGAGCUUUCAGUGGCGGAAAGAAAUGGCGGUCCACGAUCUGACUGAAGCCUCUAUUCCCAAAUGGUUACUGGAAAUUGGUGGUAUUUACCUCCACGGUUAUGACAAAGAAGGCAACAAGUUGCUGUGGAUCAGGGUGAAGUAUCAUGUAAAAGACAAUAAAACCAUCCUGGACAAAAAGAAGCUCAUCGCAUUUUGGCUGGAGCGUUAUGCGAAGAGAGAAAAUGGGAAACCCAUCACUGUGAUGUUUGACCUGUCAGAAACUGGAAUCAAUAGCAUAGACAUGGAUUUUGUACGCUUUAUCAUCAACUGCUUUAAGGUUUAUUACCCUAAAUACCUCUCAAAAAUAGUGAUCUUUGAUAUGCCUUGGAUAAUGAACGCUGCUUUCAAAAUUGUGAAAUCCUGGCUCGGUCCAGAAGCAGUGAGUUUGUUGAAGUUUACAAAUAAACAUGAAGUCCAAGACUAUGUCAGUGUCGAAUACCUGCCUCCCCACAUGGGUGGAACUGAUCCUUUCAAAUACAGCUACCCCCCUCUAAUAGAUGAUGACUUCCAGACACCGCUGUGUGAAAACGGGCCUAUCGCCAGUGAGGAUGAAGCUUCGAGCAAGGAAGAUACAGAAAGUGAUGGCAAAGAAAUCUUAGAAGCAGUUUUUAAUGAAGAACAAGUAGCUGGUCUGAAAAAGAUUAACCUAACUGAAUCUACUUCCAAAGCAGAAGAAAAUGAAAAAGUUGAUUCCAAGACUAAAGCUUUCAAAAAGCCAUUGAGUGUAUUUAAAGGGCCCUUAUUACACAUCAGCCCAGCGGAAGAACUGUAUUUUGGAAGUAUAGACUCUGGAGAGAAGAAAUCUUUAAUCGUGUUGACAAAUGUAACUAAAAACAUAGUGGCGUUUAAGGUGAGAACAACCGCACCGGAAAAAUACAGAGUCAAGCCUAGCAACAGCAGCUGUGACCCUGGAGCAUCAAUUGAUAUAGUUGUGUGUCCUCAUGGGGGCGUUGCAGUCUCUGCCCAAGACCGGUUUCUGAUCAUGGCUGCAGAAAUGGAACAGACAUCUGGCACAGGCCCAGCAGAACUGGCUCAGUUCUGGAAAGAAGUUCCCAGGAGCAAAGUGAUGGAGCACAGGUUGAGGUGCCAUACUGUUGAGAGCAGUAAACCAACCAGUCUAACAUUAAAAGACGGUGCUUUUAACGUGUCAGAUAAAACCAGUGAAGAUAUGUGUCUACAGUUUGCCAACUCCAGACGUGAAAAUGACUGCAGUCCACCCUAA